This is a messenger RNA of Punica granatum (pomegranate), 897 nucleotides long. Lineage: Eukaryota; Viridiplantae; Streptophyta; Magnoliopsida; Myrtales; Lythraceae. The record is from RefSeq and is a predicted model, not a curated record.
AUGGCUCCUAAGGAUGGAGAGGCAAUUCCCCGGAGUUCAACUGGGCAUUGUGAAGUUGUCACAAGAGUGCCAGAGACUGAAAACCACGUACAAGCUGUUUUAUGCACUAGUCCACCAUACUGGAGUCUGUUGGGAUAUGAGGAAACAAACACUGUCAAAGCGAGUCCCGAUAUCUGGGGUAAAUUUAUCAAGAAGAACGAGAACUACGAGACCUUUCGAAGCAAGGGCUGCAAACACUACAAACUGUUGUGUGAACUUUUCAGUUCGUCCACUGCUACCUGUGCUUUUCGGAUCUCCUCUACCGAUCCACCAAGGACAGCCAAGCGCUGUGGGAAACAACAGGUCAACCUGGAAGAAUGGUCCGAUGAGAGUGAUGACCCAUGGUCCGAUGAGAGUGACGACCCAGUCCAUGUUGUUGAAGAGCCGAUCAUAUCUGAGUCACGGCGUGGAGUGCAUGAAAGGCAGUCGUCCAGAAGCUCACAGCUACAGGAGUGUAUGGAGUUGUUCAAAGCCAGUUUCGAAUCAAGGAGCGAGUCGGUUUCCAACAAAGAGAGACAUAGCAUCGAGGCAGCAAUGGCGGAUUUGAAUGAAUUGAAAUCGACAGUCUCAAUGAAGGAGUACCUCGCAGGCAGUUUAGCUCUCAAGGAGGAGACAAUGAGGCAGGUGUUCAUGUGCUACCCGGAGGACGCACGAAGGGCAUGGCUUCAGACCCUUAUUCCCAACUGAAUGGCCGCGGGAUCGUUUACCAUCUUAUGUUCUUUAUGACGCUCUUUAUGUUGUCGCCACAGUAAACUCUUCUGUUUAUGUUCUUUAUGACCCGCUUGAUACUACUAUGUGGAUUACGUGUGUUUGGAUAUUGGUACCUUGUGGUUUUUACGUGUGUUAGGUUUUUUCGAA